This is a messenger RNA of Aspergillus oryzae RIB40, 1485 nucleotides long. RefSeq names its product putative transcription factor RfeD (gene rfeD). The coding region runs from base 1 to 1485 and encodes 494 amino acids. The transcript is spliced from 5 exons. NCBI's taxonomy places the organism in Eukaryota, Fungi, Ascomycota, Eurotiomycetes, Eurotiales, Aspergillaceae. The record is from RefSeq and is a predicted model, not a curated record.
AUGCCGCCUCGAGCGUCUUUGACUAGUUCUUUCUCUGUCACCGACGCCAACAAUGAGGUCGUCUGUCCCUUGAAGAAUAAUGACGGCUCCAAUUGUCGGAAAAGAUGCCUCGGUGUGAGUAUUUCCCCCAUCUUUCCUUUGUGUGUCGGCCGAUCGAUCGGAGCCCCACUUCCAGCAACGCCGGCUAUCGCAGCUGAGAAACGCUAUCGCUCCAUGCAGGAGCACAUCCGUCGGGCGCAUCCGAAUAACUACAUUCCGAAGCUCCCGGCCACCGAGGAGAGCUUUAUCUUGAUGGUUACCACCCCUCCGGAACAACGAGCUCAGAUAUCUCCGCCAAAUCAGGCUCAAUCCCGCCGUCGCAAUGCUCAAUUGCACCAUAACCGAUUAGCCUCGGACUGGGAUACGGAUAUGGAAACUCACUCUGAUAACGAUAUUGGACGAGACCGCAUGCGGUCGUCUAUUGAGCUGCCUUCCCUUCGCGACCAUUUCAAACAGGAAUCAUUGCCACCCUUUUCACCACGCCCACGAGAACUUCUACCAUCCAUUCUCAACCACUCGCCUCCUGGUCGCUCGUCAACCCUUCCCCCCAUCCAGAGAAGGGAUAAAUUGCCCCGUCCUCGCAAGUCCUCAAUAUCAGCGGCGCGAAAACCUAAACAUGACCGGGUCAAGUCAAAGGAAUAUGGCCGGCGCCCUAGCUUGGGCGAUCGCAAAGCGCUAUCCGCUGAACCGCAGACAGCAGCGUGGGCCCAAGGCAAGCGCUGGGAGGAUCUGAUUGAGGCGGCUACGUCGGCCACGGAGGCAGAUGAUGACCGACAGUCAGAGGUCGGUCGGUCACCGACCCUCGCACCUCUGAUUUCGAACAUCACUUCUGCUCCUUCUGCCCCAGGGAAUCGGUCAUCACUCCCUCCUGCCUUCCAGUCAGCGGGCGGAUUGCCCCCACCCAAUUCCCAUCGCCCAUUUCCACCACAUUCUUUUGGUGCUUCCCCUUUGCACAAGUCCUUGACACCUCCACCUUAUGAAACAGCCCGCAGCCGCGACAAUGACCUGGAGCCUUUCCCGUCUAUUGAGUCUUCUUUGGACUCGGCAUCGACUGCGUCAGGGAAGAAUUUUGCAUUCUCGGGUCAUCUUGGGCCAUUGGCGAAACCCGAUUCCAGCCCUGGUUUAAAUCUUUUCCCCCGCCAGCAUCAUCGCUUCUCCAACCCAACUCCAGCAUCGUUUCGGCAAAAGGAUGUCCAGGUCUACUGUGCUAGCUGCCAUCGGCCCUGGGCGCUAAGCGAAUGUUAUGCUUGCACAGAAUGCAUUUGUGGGGUAUGCCGUGACUGUGUAGGGAUGUACAUCAGCAGUCCCACUGCAUCAUUUAGGAAUGUGACGUCAAGCCCGGGUAGCGCCAUGUCACACGGUCCAACGAGCUAUCCUCCCCGGGGUUGUCCGCGCUGUCGUACCAUAGGAAGCAAGUGGAAGGCGUUCCAACUUGAAUUUAAGUGA